Messenger RNA from Tribolium castaneum (red flour beetle), 995 nucleotides. RefSeq lists its product as uncharacterized. NCBI's taxonomy places the organism in Eukaryota, Metazoa, Arthropoda, Insecta, Coleoptera, Tenebrionidae. The coding region runs from base 183 to 791 and encodes 202 amino acids. Gene Ontology annotation, biological process: protein stabilization. Gene Ontology annotation, molecular function: adenyl-nucleotide exchange factor activity; protein-folding chaperone binding. The transcript is spliced from 3 exons. The record is from RefSeq and is a predicted model, not a curated record.
UGGGGCGUUUUUUAUUGUAUUGAUUGCGUUUUUCGAGGCGGUUUCGAACUAGUGGGACUAAGGAGUAAUGGAACUUUCUAGAUUUUGAAUCAAAUGACCAAUGAGUUGUUCCUGUGCUGAAUCAAAUUGAUUUAAAAUUAUUAGAUAAACUGGCGUCAACCAGCAACGAUAGCUGCAACAGAAUGGACAUAGAUCCAUCUCCGAGUACUUCAUCCGGCUUCUUAAUGGAUCUGACGUACUCAGGAUUGCCAAGGAUCGAUGAAAACAACACCGUGGAUCCCAAAUCGCCCAAAGAGCGGGUUUUAGAACUGUUAGAUAUCUUAGAAAGUCAUGUUGAGAAGUUGCGGAGGGAAGCGGCGCAGUUGGAGGAGGACCGGGACCACUUGUUGUCAUCCCUGGACUCGGUUAGAAACACUGAUUUAAUAGUCGACUUACCGGAUAAUGAUAGGGAUGAUGUUUGCCAGUACGCUGAGCGCAUCAUGAGCCGCUGCCUCACGGUGGAAGUGAAGAUUUUAACUCAGCGUGAUAAGAUGCAAGAAGAAGCCUUGCACCAAGUGAAUCAUUUGAUAGACAGUCUUGUAAUGUGUGUGAAAUCGGAUCCUGAAAGUGCAAAAGCUAGAUGUAUAACCUUCAUGAAUGCUUGUUCUUCGAAUGUGGUGCACGGGAUCACGGAUAAAAAGUUCGAAUCGGCUUUGUUAGGAUGUACCGUUGACGACCAAAAACGGGUAAAGAAACGGCUUCAAGGUUUGUUAAAUUACUUUGAUAAACUUAAUGUAACUUCGAUUCCAUAAACUUACUUAAUAGUGCGUUGUUAUUGAUUGUGGCCCGCUUAUUGCCAUUAUAUACACAUUAAAUCGUUAGUAUUUAACCAAUUGAGUUGUCUUCAUUACGGCUUUAAUACAACACAGUCGUGUUAACUUAAAAUAGCCACUGUGAUUGUUUAAAAGACACUUUAUUUAUAAUUGAUGAAUUAAAUAAAAUUAUUAAUUCAUGUA